Messenger RNA from Ornithorhynchus anatinus (platypus), 2714 nucleotides. It is a transcript of the gene MKNK1, whose product is annotated as MAPK interacting serine/threonine kinase 1. The transcript has 13 exons. Gene Ontology annotation, cellular component: cytoplasm; nucleus. The coding region runs from base 293 to 1561 and encodes 422 amino acids. Gene Ontology annotation, molecular function: calmodulin binding; calcium-dependent protein serine/threonine kinase activity; ATP binding. NCBI's taxonomy places the organism in Eukaryota, Metazoa, Chordata, Mammalia, Monotremata, Ornithorhynchidae. Gene Ontology annotation, biological process: peptidyl-serine phosphorylation; protein autophosphorylation; intracellular signal transduction. The record is from RefSeq and is a predicted model, not a curated record.
GAACCUACCCUGACUCUGGAAGACGGGCUGGAGGGAGACGGAGAGGAAGGGAGGAGGAUCAAACGGGAGAGGAAGGGAAAAGGAGCAAAAGAGGGAGGGAGACGGGGAAGAAGAGAUAGACAGGGAAUAGACACACCCUGUUGCUUCCGUCUCUCGACUUGGAAAAGAAUUCUUGUUAUUGCUUGGCUUUUUCUUCUAGCUGGAAACUCUAGGGAAGCCGCAGACGUCCGUUUCCGGGGGAAAAUCUUCAGCCACCUCGGUGUUCCCUGCCCCCUCCCCUCCGUUGAAAUCCAUGCAAAAUAGAUCAGCAGAUAUGGGGAGCAGCCAGCCCCUGUCCAUCGCCGAUGGCGGCAAGAGGAAGAAGAAGAAACGUCGAACCCGGCCCGCUGACACCUUUCCCGGAAAGUUUGAAGAUUUAUACAAGCUGACCUCGGAGCUGCUGGGGGAAGGAGCCUACGCCAGGGUUCAAGGAGCCGUGAGCCUCCACAACGGCAGAGAAUACGCGGUCAAGAUCAUUGAGAAACAAGCCGGGCACAGUCGGAGCCGGGUGUUCCGAGAGGUGGAAACGUUGUACCAGUGCCAGGGCAACAAGAACAUUUUGGAGUUAAUAGAAUUCUUUGAAGACGACUUGCGGUUUUACCUCGUCUUUGAGAAAUUGCAAGGAGGCUCCAUUUUGGCCCAUAUUCAAAAGCGAAAGCACUUCAACGAACGGGAAGCCAGCAGGGUGGUCAGAGAUGUUGCUUCUGCCUUAAACUUUCUUCACACGAAAGGCAUUGCUCACCGAGACCUGAAGCCAGAAAACAUAUUGUGCGAAUCUCCAGAGAAGGUGUCCCCGGUGAAAAUCUGUGACUUCGAUCUAGGCAGCGGCGUGAAACUGAACAAUGCAUGCACUCCUAUAACCACCCCCGAGCUCACCACACCGUGCGGCUCGGCAGAGUACAUGGCCCCCGAGGUGGUGGAGGUCUUCACGGAGGAGGCCACCUUCUACGACAAGCGCUGCGACCUGUGGAGCCUGGGCGUCAUCCUGUACAUCAUGCUUAGCGGCUACCCGCCCUUCGUGGGCAACUGCGGCACCGACUGUGGCUGGGACCGGGGGGAGGUCUGCAGGGUGUGCCAGAACCAGCUGUUUGAGAGCAUCCAGGAGGGCAAGUACGAGUUUCCGGACAAAGAUUGGGCACACAUCUCCCAGGAGGCCAAGGACCUCAUCUCCCGGCUGCUCGUCCGAGAUGCCAAGCAACGGCUCAGUGCCGCCCAGGUCCUCCUGCACCCCUGGGUCCAGGGGCAGGCCCCUGAGCGGGGCUUACCCACCCCCCAAGUCCUCCAAAGGAACAGCAGCACCAAAGACCUGACGCUGUUUGCCGCCGAGGCCAUUGCCCUGAACCGGCAGCUGUCUCAGCACGAGGAACAGGAACAGAAUGAGGAGCAGGACAGCUUCCUCGUAGCGGGGCUCUGCGCCGUGAAGCUCUCCCCGCCCUCCAAGUCCAGGCUAGCCAAACGUCGGGCCCUGGCCCAGGCCAGUCGCAACGGGGGCCCGGGGGCCACCGACCAGGCGGACCUCUGACCCCUGGCCUGGCUCGGGUGAGGGGACCCUACCUUCCACCCCUUCGGACAGUCUGAACGGAGAGCGGGCCUGAGGGAGCGUUUCUCUUUUCCCAUCCGGACCCCAGGCCUGCGAUUCCCCCCCUCCACCAAGUUGGGGAUCUCCGGAGCGGGGAGAGUGACCAUCUACCCCGGGAAUUGUUUGGGCCAGGGUGAUGCACCCCCACCUGCUAGGGCAUAGUCCCUCCCCUAUGCUCCCUCCUUCCGGAACUGUCACAGAGGUGUGGCUGCUUAUGCGGAGUGGCUGCUGGCCCCGGGACAAUGGCCAUCCCACCCUCACCUGUCCACUGUCCACCUCAGGGCUCAGCCCUGUCCGACUCAGGGAGACUGGAGGAGGCUUGGAAACCACCUCACCCCCGGGAGGUGUCGGGGGAGAGACCCAUUGACCGACCCCACGAAGGAGGCGGGUAUUUAGCCGGCUGUUUCCAGGUGGGGUGGAGAGUGGGGGGUGGUCUCUCCCGACACGUUUUCUGUGUUGCCGCUGCUGGAGUGAAUUUUUAAUCCCCCUCUGAAGUCUGCAUCUGGAGCAGAUUUUUAAAAAUUCACACUUCAAAACUUUUCCACCCCUAAAAUGUUCCCCGAGCGCACCCGAUCUUCCCAGCGUUUCGUGUGGCUUCCCUCUUGCUGUUCGAGCCGGUUAAAAUGUAGCUUGAGGAAACCGGUAGCGGAACUCAGAUGCGCAGGAGGGAAAAGCAGGGUCUGAGAAGGAACGCUGUGGGGGCGGCUCUGUCGUGGCACCCCCCCCACCCCCGCCCCUGCCCCCGCAACCUUGGAAGAGGGAAUCGUGAAUUUUACCUCAGCCCAUUUUAAGGUUUGCAGGUCCAGGCCGACUCAGAGCCUUGGGCCGCCAUGGUGUCGCGGAUCUGCUGACCUCAAAGAGGCAAGAUGGAGCCAGAGUGGGCGAGCGCGUCCUCCCCCAACCGCAUCAGUCCACGUAAGGGCUGAUGUCCGACCUCUUCCCCGGGCCCCGGCCACUGCUGACCUGGCAGUGACCGGUAGGGCUGGGGGUGGAGUUCGCCCUCUCGUGCACCUCACGUAUUUAUGACUUUUAUACCUUGAAACAGUUGGAUGAAUACAGACCGUGCUGGUUUUAAUAAAAAUGAUAUAAGUUCUCA